Messenger RNA from Rhipicephalus sanguineus (brown dog tick), 894 nucleotides. RefSeq lists its product as uncharacterized. Lineage: Eukaryota; Metazoa; Arthropoda; Arachnida; Ixodida; Ixodidae. The transcript has 6 exons. The record is from RefSeq and is a predicted model, not a curated record. The coding region runs from base 121 to 753 and encodes 210 amino acids.
ACCCUAGCAAUUAUUAUUACCCCCCGCCCAAAUGAAUUUCAUUAAACCAACUUAAAUAAAGCAUACCAAAAGUUUCCUCUCACAACUUAUACAACGCCCAAACUCCUCCCGGAUAUCCUGAUGAAAAUAACGGAAACAACAGGCCUAAUCAUUCUUCUCAUCUUCUUAUACGAAGGCCUCUGCGUAAAGAUUGCUACCAGGCCAAAGGACGCCAGUGACAGCUCAACAACCAGCUGCCCUGAAUCUACCGGGGUGACUAUAAAGGGAACAGUAUUGUCUGUAGUCUGUAACCGUUCCACCAUCACCAGGGUAAAAGAGGAGACGAGGCACUCAAAUGUGUGCAUAGAAGAGUUCUCUUGGCACAUCCCAGACCCUUGGUGCAGCCCUGUCGAACUUCUGUACAACGUAACGGUACCCAUGAUUCGAAAGGAUGGAGCACGAAAAGUCACUCAAGUGGAGCUAAACUUAACGAAAGGAGGAUGGCAAAUAGCAGAAGUGCAGUGGGGCGAUGAUUUAUUACACGAGGGAAACAUGAGAUACGUUACAAAGAAUUGCACAUUCAUCGCUGCGGUUCAGUUUAGUGGGUCUAAAGAGCCCGCAACUAAAGGUCAAGAUUUGGAGAACAUACGUGAAAUUUGCAACCUCAAGAACAAGCAAGCAGAUGCCGGACAUCGUGCUGUAUGUUUGAUUACAGGAGAAUACAAGCAAAAUGUGUGCCGCUAUCCACGUUACGGCCAAGACAAUGAAGGAUAAUGAUUGGGCGACAUAUAUGAAAGAAGAGAUAAUAAAUAUAAACUGCGUGCUUUUUUUGUAACCGCCAUACAUCAGAAAAUAAUAGAAGUGGAUGUCUCCCACAAUUUUUGUUUCUUAUAAAUAAACGUUAUUGGAAACGUC